This is a messenger RNA of Cottoperca gobio, 5236 nucleotides long. It is a transcript of the gene zc3h6, whose product is annotated as zinc finger CCCH-type containing 6. Gene Ontology annotation, cellular component: nucleus. Gene Ontology annotation, biological process: negative regulation of DNA-templated transcription. Lineage: Eukaryota; Metazoa; Chordata; Actinopteri; Perciformes; Bovichtidae. Gene Ontology annotation, molecular function: metal ion binding; RNA binding. The record is from RefSeq and is a predicted model, not a curated record.
UCUAGGAAUGUGCUGCAGACCUCAGAAGCCAUUUUGAGAUGAUGUCCCUGUUGAGAAAGCCUAUGAAGAUGCUGAAAUCAACGAACAUGGUUACAUUUCUGUCUGUUUCUCCCUCCGUCUCCUCUAUUUCACCAUGGCAGCUGUCAACCGACGGGACAUUAGCAAAGCGGGGUAUCAAGCUGUGCUCACAGAGUUAAAACGUCAUUGAUAUGAAAGAGGAGAGUGUCUGUUUACUGUCUCUGUCGAGACAUGUAACACCGUGAGUUUUUUCCAGUCUGAAAUCUUCCUGCAUCUCUCACAACCCAACGUCUCCUUGAGUGACUGAGUUAAUUCACUCUUGUACCGGAGAGAAGGGAGGCAGAUCCGUUUUCCAAUGGCUUCUGUGAGCCUUGUUUCCAGUCCCCCUGCCCCUGUUCUUGACAAAAACAUGACAGACUCUGAGCUUGCAGGGGAUGAAAGAGAGGAUGGCGAACUGGAAGAUGGAGAAAUAGACGAUGAAGGGAUUGGGAUUGAAGAGGAAAACAAAGAGGCUACAGAGGUGAAUGAAGACAAAGAGAAGGAAAAAGAAAAAGUUAAAGAGAAAGAAGAGAAGACUCACAGGCACUCCAGGAAAAGAUACAAAAAGACCAAAGAGAAGAGGAGGUCCAAAAGGAGGCGGCAUGACAGACAGAAACACCACUCCCCCUCCAGCAGCUCCAGCUCGGACAGUUAUGACUCCGACUAUGAUCGACCAGAAAGGCCCAAAAACCGCAAAGUCCAGGGAUCUGAUGGCCAGACCUCUCAGCACGGACGAGAUUCAAAGGGAGGCCAUGGAAACGUACAGAAGUCGCCGCCGCACAAAAGCAGUGAUUUUGACAAAUACAGCGACUACAGCGAUGACAAGUAUGACUAUGACGAAGAGGAAGAUGUUUACGAAGAUGACAUGUCCGAGUAUCAGCAGUCAAAAGAUUCAAUAUCCCAGAAUCGGGGAAAGGGACGCCAUGCCAAAGAGCAGAUGAAGAAAGGAAGCAUGAGGGGGAUGAAACAACAGCAGUUUGGGCAGAGAGGAAGAGGCCGAGGGAGUGGGCCGGGAAGAGGACGUGGGAUGCUUUACAAGAACAAGAAGCUGAAGGGCAAACCCUGGGGAGGACGUGGACGAGGUCGAGGAGGAGACCAGUGCAUGGAAGACAUGGUCCCGGAAGGAAAAAACUCUUCCGGUUUUCAGAAGAAACGGCCGAUUAUGAGCAAAGAGUUUAUCAAUCAACACACAGUUGAACACAACGGUAGAUACAUCUGCAAGUAUUUCCUGGAGGGUCGAUGCAUUAAGGGGGAACAGUGCAAGUUUGAGCACGAGCUUGUCGUGCCAGAUAAGAAAAAGGAACUUUGUAAAUUUUACCUCCAAGGAUACUGCAGUAAAGGAGAUAAUUGCAUUUACAUGCACAAUGAAUACCCGUGCAAGUUCUUCCAUACAGGAGCCAAAUGUUAUCAAGGGGACAACUGCAAAUUCUCCCAUGACACUUUGAACAAUGUGACCAAAGAGUUGCUUGAUAAGAUAAUUAACACCGAGGAGGAGAACGCCCGCGAGGACCAGUUGGAGCUGGAGGAUCUGAGAAAGCAGGGUAUCGCUCCACUUCCGAAGCCUCCUCCUGGGGUGGGGUUGCUGCCCACUCCUGGUCAGAGCAGUCCUACAGAUGGAGCCUCGGGCCAAGCGGGGAAGAAGAUCCCCUCCCUGUUUGAAAUCAAUGUUCAACCUACUGUAGACUUGGCACAAAAAAUUGGCCUAAGUGGAUCCAACUUCUCCCAGAAUCAAGUUGAAGCCACCAAUCAGUUUAGUGGAAGCUCAGAGGACAUACAGAGUGGAGGUAUGGUGCCUUCAGGGCCGUCUGCUCCUCCUAUACCUCCCCCUGCACCCCCUGUUCCUAUGAUUCACCCCACUGGACCACCCAUGCCACAGAGCCCCCCUGGACAUCAUCCACCGCACGGAUUUCCAAUGCCGCCACCAAUCCCCCCGGGUCAACCUCCACCUUUCCAUGGAAACCGACUCAACAUGAACCCUAAUAUGCAGAGGCCUCCUCCAUUCCCCCCUAUACCAGAUCUACAGAUGCUGCAGAGUCUCUUCCCUUUUCCAUCCAUGGGUCAGAACCCAGUAGAGUUCUUCAGCAACUUCCUCCGAAACCAGGCCAUGGCUCCCCAAGGAGUAGACCCUGGUCUGGCCUUCAUGCAGAACCUCCAGCAGAAAAUGGGUGCUGAGUCACAGUUGCAUUCUUUACCACCAGCAGUACAGAAGGCCAUCUUUUUACACCUGACACAGCAGCAACAACAAGAGUCACUUCCACAGGGAAAUGAGGCACCGAGAGCGGAGGGCCAGGAUGAUAACACUUCAAACAGAGAUGAAACUACAAACUGGUACUCAAGCGAUGAGGAGGAUGGGAGCUGUGUUUCCUCCAUCCUUAAAUCUCUCAAGAAGCAGAAUGAGAUGCAUCAGUCUCAGUCCAAGCCCCCCCAGGCUGCCCCAGUAUCUUUGGCACUGGGGGACCCUCGGCUUGUGAAGGAGAGGGCUCCACCCAGUGACCCCCGCGUGAAGACAGACCCACGACAGCGACCCCCGGAUAUGAAAAAGGAGUCCGACGGAGCUGCAGACCCGCGGUUCUCAAGAGACCCCAGGAAGAUUAGACCAAUGGAGCCGAGUUCCUACCGCCAGCAGAGCCACUCUGGUCCUAAGAAGCCUCCUACAGGAGAUGAGGAUGAUGAAGGAGAGCGGGAGCUCAGGGACAAAGCUGUGCUCAUCCCUUUAGAUGGCAGCCCCGAUGUGGUGCUGCGGGACCCUCGUUGCCAGUUAAAGCAGUUCAGCCACAUCCGGGUGGACAUCCUGCUCCAGCGGCCAGCAUUUGCUCACACAGUGGUGUGGGCCCCUGAGGACCUCAUCCCUUCCCUGGUGCCCAAACAGGAACACUCCAUCAACCUGCCCCUUCCGCCCCUAAUUGCAGAUGCUCAGAUGAACCGAACGAGCCUGUCUGACCAUCCCCCCGUCUCCAGCCCACCAACUAUUGACCCCAGACUGGUAGCUGCACGUUUGAAAGAACGUAUGAGUCGAUUAGCCUCUGGAUCUCUAGAGUCUCGACCCUCCACUGAAAGACCUGUAGAUCCGCGUCAGCAGAAGAGUCUAGACCCCAGACUCAAGCGUACAGUGAGCCUGGACUCCAAGCUGCUCGGUCAGAAAGUGCCCUCCUCUGGGGGAGGGGUUGUGGACCCCAGGUUACAGAAGGCCAGCUCCACUCCUCAUACUGUCCAAGCUAAGCCAGAGCCUGAGAAGCUGCCACCUUAUGCCCCUCGUCUGGCAUCCUCUGGUGGAGGGCUAGAGAGCCCCACUACAAUCCUUGGGGGCAUCACUCUUUACGAUCCUCGCAAUCAAAGCGAGCAGGCUCAGAAGGAGCAGGCAGAGCCUCCCAAAAAGUUGACGAUUCUGAAACUCCCAGCUAAGAAAGACAAUUCUCCGCCACUUUCGCCGACCCUGCGAAGUGGCACUUUGGAAGAGGCCAAAUGCACAGAUGUCGCUUCAGAUCAGACUAAACUUUCCAGUUCUCCCGCCGUGCAUCCAGCCUCACCUGUCAAACCCCCUGCAGUUCAUAUCCUCCCCAUCCAAGCACUGGCCGGGCUCAUCCGACCCCAGUACACUGACCCCAGGCCAGUCAAACUUGGAGGACAGGGCUCUGCAGGAGCUCAAGAAGAGGCAGAGGAAAAGAAGCAAGAGGUAAAGAAGGAGCAGGCGGAGGCCAUGGAGGAAGAACCAAAACAGGACGGCCAAGAUGAGGAGGUGGACGACAGGACACUUAAAGAUGUGUUCAAGACUUUUGAUCCCACUGCUUCCCCUUUUUGUCAGUAAACAGUGUGGAAUUAUAUAAAAGUCACAGAAGAUUUGUAUUUUGAUGAGACGUGUCUAUUAAUCUUUAUUAAGCUUCACGUGAACCUAUUUAUUUCUGUAUAUAAAUGAUCCUGUACAAAAUCACAUAGUAUACCACAUGUUGUCAGUAUGGAGAUUAUGCUACAUAAUGUGCACAGACACAGUGUAUAGUUACUUCUAACAUAAUCAUAUCGAUGCGGAAAUGUGUGUUUUGAAAGUGUGUAUGUUAAGGUUUUUUUAUCAUUGUGUAAUUUUCAUGUACCUUUUAAACAAUUUGAAAAAAAUAAAUAAUUUUCACUUGUAUAGUUUUCACUAAGGACAGACCCAUGUGGGUUCAUUCAAGGCAUUACACCCUGUAGAAUAGAUCAUCCACUCACUCAGUCGCAGAGAGGUAACGCUAAACAAUCCAUCAAACAAUAAUUGUAAGAAUUCCCUUGAGUUUUUGUAUUUCCUUAUUUAUUUCAAGGCACUUUUAUAUUAUGAUAUUAUGAUUAUCUUUCUGUUUAUGCUCAUUGUUAUGUUAUUUUUCACAAUAAGUCAAUAGAUGUUUUCGUAUUUACUUUUUUUUUACCUCACACCCUGAUAUGAGUUUAUGAUUGACAUGAUCGGGUCAGAUAAUCAUAAUAUGAGACGGUUCCCUGCUUAGCUGAGAAGAAACGUGUUAUUUUGCAACAUUGCAGUCAUUCAAUUUGUGUUUUUUACAAUGUCGUUCCUUUUUUGUUUUAACUGCCUAAUGUAAGUCGCUGUAGGCUUUAACUGGCUAACCUAGCAGUGAUGACAGUUAAUUGAGUAUAUUAAUAUUGCUUACUUCAUUUGAUUUGUCUUUUCUUCGAAACACUCAUAUGUUUUGUUUUCAUAUGUUUUCAUCAGAAUACGAUAAAAAGCAGUGUACAAUACAAAAGAGUGAAAAUAUUAUCUUGGUCACUUUGCAUUGAUAUAUAUUUCAUAAAAGUAUGACCUUAAUGACCAUUUUAUGUUGAAUUUUGUUAUCUGUAGAUGAACACAUACAGGGUUAUGUGUCCUACAAAGGGUGAAUGUUGUGGGCUCAAGGCAGCAUAAUGCUCAACAGUUUGUAUUAUUUGACAUUUCGUGUCUGUAAGGUGAGCCUUGUUGGACUGAAACUAAGCUAUGUACUUUUUUAUUAUCGUUUUCAUAAUUCACAUUGUAAAUGCCUAUUUUGUAUCACUUGUACAGUCUGUUUUUGAGUGUUUUAAUGAAUAAUGCUUUAUUUUUUCCCGUCAGUUUGGUGGUAAUGGUUGUGAUAAUACUGUAAGACAUUUUAACAACACAUAUGCCCGUCACAUUUUAGGGAUUUUAUUGUGAAAACCUGAAAUAAAGAGAUAAGACAAAAGGUAA